AUGUCUUACACCACCUCCCCGCGCAUCGCUAUAAUUGGCAACGCGCUCCAAGACGCGUUCAACGCCCACUCCAACGCCGAGGGCGAAAACUACCGCCUCGGCGGCGCCGACACCCACACACGCUUCCACAAGACGGGCUCGGGCCACAUGGGCAUCGAUAAUGCGCGCCCCGAGAUCGACCGCACCGUCCUCCGCCGGCUGCUCACCAAGUGGGGCCACGCGUUCGUUUCCGCCACGUCGCGCGGCGACGGCGCGCGUGCGUUCGCGUUCGCCAACGGGGCUGUCGUGGAGUGCGCCGUCGUCGGCGGCGCCUACUCGUUUCCCCCGUGCAGGCGGAGUAUGCGGCCCAUAGGCGUGAAUGGCGUCAAGAUCUCGCUUGCGCCCGCGCCCGCGGGCCGCGCCGACAUGGCGGAUAUGUGUGCGCUCGUUGAGCAGGAGAUGCUCAUGAACCUCGAGCGCGGAAGCGCGUUCGGGGCUCAAAGGAACGGCGACAGGCGCAUCCGCGCGUACGCGUGCUUUCGCGGCCCCGAGAAGUGGACGGUCCCCGCGACGCCUGACGACGUGCGCGCGGAGCUGCAAAAGCGGUCCAGCGACUACGCGCCGGUGCUGCUCAAGCUCGUUGACCACUGCGACGACGCGGCGAUCUACCAGCGGGCGUUUUACGCGCUGCUGAUAGGCCGCCGCUGGGCGCACGUCGAUGGGGUGACGACCCUAGGGGACGCAGCGCACCUUAUGCCGCCGUUCGCGGGUGCGGGCAGGGGCGUUGACGGCGAGGCGGCGAUAAUAGAGUGGGAGACGAGGAUGACGGCGUCGGCGGCGAAGUGGGCGCAGGCGACGAUGGACAACGCAGAGGCAUUCACCAACCCGAACGCACCGCAGAAAGCUCUGGAGCCACUCUAG
Molecule: messenger RNA, 900 nt
Organism: Epithele typhae
Lineage: Eukaryota; Fungi; Basidiomycota; Agaricomycetes; Polyporales; Epitheliaceae
Product: FAD/NAD(P)-binding domain-containing protein
Exons: 3
Coding region: 1-900 (299 amino acids)
Source: RefSeq, a predicted model, not a curated record